Molecule: messenger RNA, 6458 nt
Organism: Sinocyclocheilus grahami
Lineage: Eukaryota; Metazoa; Chordata; Actinopteri; Cypriniformes; Cyprinidae
Product: microtubule cross-linking factor 1-like
Exons: 14
Coding region: 24-5186 (1720 amino acids)
Biological process (GO): regulation of autophagy
Source: RefSeq, a predicted model, not a curated record
AAGUGGACGAGUUGCGAGCAGAGAUGGAGGAGAUCAGGGACAGUUACCUAGAGGAGGAGGUGUACCAGCUCCAGGAACUGCGCAGGGAACUGGACCGCUCCAACAAGAACUGCCGGAUCCUGCAGUACCGCCUGCGCAAGGCUGAACAGAAGAGCCUGCGUGUAGCUCAGACCGGACACGUCGACGGAGAGCUUCUGCGCGGUCUGGAGCAGGACCUCAAGGUGGCCAAAGAUGUAUCUGUGCGUCUGCACAAUGAACUGGAGACAGUGGAAGACAAGCGCACACGGGCAGAAGAUGAAAACGAGCAGCUCAGGCAAAAGCUCAUCGAGGUGGAGAUCUCCAAACAGGCCAUGCAGAAUGAGCUCGAGAGAGCCAAAGAGACUGCUCUGCGGAGGCGAAGCAGUAGAGAAACCUUCAAAGAUAAGAAGUCUUUAACUCAGGAGGACAGUGCAGAUCUGCGCUGUCAGCUACAGUUUGCCAAGGAGGAAUCUGCUCUAAUGCGUAAAAAGAUGGCAAAACUUGGCCGCGAGAAGGAUGAACUGGAACAAGAAUUGCAGAAAUAUAAAUCAGUAUAUGGAGACGUGGACAGUCCUUUGCCCCUGGCAGAGGUGACAGGUGGAGGCCCCCACACCUCCCGGGAAGCCGAAUUAAGGUUACGGCUCAAACUGGUGGAAGAGGAAGCCAACAUUCUGGGAAGGAAGAUCGUAGAGUUGGAGGUGGAAAACCGUGGCCUCAGGGCGGAAAACGAAGACCUACGCUGCCAGUACGAGAGGGACUGCUUUGGGCGUGAACCCUUCUCAAGCGUCCCUACCUCACCGUUUGGUGGUGAUGCCCUGGAAUCUGCAAGUGAACUGCGGCGACACUUGCAGUUUGUGGAAGAGGAGGCAGAGCUGCUGCGGCGCUCCAUCUCUGAGAUUGAGGACCACAACAAGCAGCUGACGUCUGAGCUCAACCUCUUCAAAUUUGGACCCAGCCAAGCCGACCGGGAGUCUGAGGGAGCUGAGGGUGGAAAUGGUGGCACUCUCAAGCCUGGUAAUGGAGGAGGUAAUGGUUUCUCGGGAGCAGGGAGUGGUGCCCCACUGCAGGAGGAGCUGAAAGCCUCAAGACUCCAGAUCAAUGAGCUAAGUGGGAAGGUGAUGAAGCUGCAGUACGAGAACCGGGUGUUAAUAUCAAAUAUGCAGCGCUGUGACUUGGCGGCACACUUGGGAAUACGCACCAGUAGCCCACGGGAUAGUGAUGUGGAUAGCGAUGCCGGGCGAAGGGAACCAGAUGAGGACGAGACGGCCAGACUUCUGCUGCUCCACCCCAAACGUGAGGGUCCUGUUGGUGGGGAGAGCGACUCCGAUGACUUGUUUGAGAAAACGGCGACUUCUGGAUUCGCCAGUGGCGAGAAACCUUCAGAUCCCUGCGAACUGGGAGUGGCCGAGUUUGCCCAGCGGAGACGGGAAGACCGGGAGACGCUCCACAACGUCAGGCGUGAAGCUGAGAUGCUUGGUAAAACGGUGGAGCGGGUCAUCGCAGAUACGGACAGUCUGAUCCACGAAGGUCGUCUGGUUGUCCUGGGAGGGGACCUUCUUGCGGAAGGUUUGGAGUUCAGAGGCGAUCGGGACUCUGCUGAAUCUAAACCCGACUCUCAGGUGCUGGAUACCAUCAACACCCGCAUGAGGGCUUUCCGAACGGAACUCCAGCAAUUCAUGGACAAGGUGGACCACCUAGGGGAGGGUCUAAGGGAUCGCGUCGAUGACCUUUCCCCCAUGCCCAACCUCACUGAAUCUAGCAGCUUCCUUUCCACGGUUACCUCCAUGUCAAGGGACUCACCCAUCGGGACACUGGGAAGGGAUCUGGUGACAGACUUCCAGUACGGGCGCAGGGAGGAGCAGGAGUGGUGCCUAGACCGCCAGAGUGUCCCGGAGGCCCCUGGACAGGGACAGGGCGCCGCUAAGGGCUCCGUCACAGCCAGGGGAGGCCCUGGACUCAGUAGAUACACCAGGCCCCACAGUUUCAGACCCGAGUGCUGGGAUUUUGAGACUGGUGUUCUGUGUUCUGAUGGGGUCCAGUUCCGUGACCCGGUCCUGCCCGAGAUGGGAACGCCUACCAGAGAAAUACAGCUCCGCCUGGAGCAUGACAAGAGGAUGAGAGCUGGAGCGGAGGAGAAAGAUAGCUUCACAUCACCCAUCACUCAGCUUGUGCAGGAGGAGGAGAGGAGGAGAGCCGAGGCCCGGGGAGGACUCGAACUGCAGGGACUUCAAUCUCAUGAGCCAACGUGGCCACAGGAAAGAGUCCUGCUGCAACAGGAAGUGAGGUUGUUCCACCACAACAUGGUCAUUGUCUACAUGAAGCUGCGCUGGAUCCUGAUGCACUGGAGGCUCGGCCGCAGGACGGACGCACUGGAGGAGGGAGCGCAUGCUGAGUAUGAACGAUUGGAGAGCAUUCCAGAACUGGGCAUUAUGAUCGACCAGGGAGAUGGAGAGAUGGAGAGGGAAGACAAAGUGUGUGCCCAAAUCACAGGAAGGGACCUCACAGAGCCCGGCCCCCUCCUGCAGUCACCGGAGAGAUUCCAGUACCAGAAACAGGCAGGGGACAGUCGGCGUGUGCUGCAUGCGCUGCGCUCCCUGCUGGAGGAGUUCAGGGCGGAGCUCCGCGAGGAGGCGCAGCGGCGCUGGCAGCUGCAGCAGGCGUUAGCCAACGAGAGAGCGGAGUGGGAGAUACAGCGCGCUGAAAUGAGGAGUCAUGUCACCAGGCUGCAGGAUAUGAGAGGAGAGUCUGCAGGCGCAGUCGCAGAUGAAGGUGCAGUUGCUUCAGAUGUGUUACAGCAGGAGCGGGAGGAGCAGCGCUGUCUGCUGGCCGACAGUCACAGCACAGCACUGGAGCUGCGCUGGAAACUGCAGCACGGAGAAAAGCGCUGGACCCACGAGCGGAAUGAACUACUGGAGCGGUUUGAGAAAGAGAGGCAGGAGUGGGACCGCAGCGUACGGGAAAUGUACCGCAAAAUGGAAAAGAUGCAGAAAGAUGUUCUCCAGCCAGAAGGAGGCACAGCGCAUGUCUUCUCUCCUCAGGAGAGCCCCUGUAAGGCUCCUAGAUCUCCACGCUUCCCCUGCACAGCCGCACACACGCGUUCCCACUCCGACUCAGAGGCCACACUGGAGGAGAAGGGGGCGAUGGGCAGACCCAGACCCUUUGAGGGACACCGGCCCCCAGAGAGCCUGUUCCUGGAUGCCCUCUCUCUGGAUCCUCUGAGCGAAGCCGAGGUGCCUCCUCCAUCACGUCUGGAGAGCGAAAAGCGGUUCCCCCACAUGAAGGAAGUAAGAGAGAGAGCACUGAAUGAGAUCUCUGAGAGUGUGGAUCCUGCCAUUUACCCUGAGGAAGAGAAGAGUGGCGGCAGCCUACUCAGGGCAAAGUCAGUCUGCUCCAUGAGUGACUUCCAGCGUUUGAUGGACAGUUCCCCCUUCCUGCCAGAUAAGAGCAAGCCUGGCGAGCACGAGCGGGAUGAUGUGACUCCUCCCCUUUCACCAGAUGACCUCAAAUACAUUGAGGAGUUUAAUAGUAAGGGUUGGGAUCUGCCCACCAGCUCCCUGGCCACUUGCCCCAUUCCUGGCCCAGUAAUCCCCUCUCCAGUGAUGGAGGCCUGGGCAGAGAGGGCAGAAUCCCGAAGGGCAGAGUCUACUUCAGAAGCAUUCCAGCCAGCCUCCUGGUACCUGACCACCAGCACUACCUUGACCACCAACACCAUGAGUAUCCCUGAGUACUGCCAGAAGCUCCCACUCAGGGCAGCCCAGGGGGGGGAACAGUUUGGGGUGCAGAUCCUCCACAGUCCCGUUCGAGGGGAGCGGUCAGCUCCAGGCCCCCCUGAGCAGGAAUACAUGUUCUCCAAAGUGACCAAAGUAAAGGCAGGGGAGGUAGUAGGCGAUGCUGAGGAGGUGUUUGGAGGAAGGUGGCCAUGUGAGCUAAGGAGUCAUUUGGAGGCAGGACUUAGGCCUGGAGAACGUCCAUCGAUUUGCGCUGCUGUCGGGUAUACCUCGUCAUUAGAGCUGGAGCUGGCACGGAAUCUGAGCGAUGACAUGAAGGAAAAGGCGUUUUCUGCUCGGAAUGCCAUCCGAUCAUCUUCUGCAUCUGGAUCCAGCCCUCCGGAAAGGCAGCUACGGGACAUGGCAUGUCAGACGAAUGGUUUAACCACACGGGGAACACAGACCACCCUGACCAUCAGCGUGGGAUUGCAAACAGAGGCUGUUCGCACCCUCACAAGCAGCCCUCACCGCUGUCUAACGCCCAAAGGAGGCUCCACGCCCAUCUCAUCUCCUUCACGUAGCCUGAGAAAGAUGCAGUACUCUCCAGUCGUUCAAGCCAAGUUUGAACGCCCAUGCUGUUCGCCAAAAUAUGGCUCACCUAAGCUCCAACGGAAACCUUCUAACUCUGGCAAAGCAGAACAACCUGUUGGUCAAACCCGUGCUCCCACCCCAACAACCACUGCUCAGCAGCAAAAAGGGAACAACGAAUCCGCUUGGGCCCGUUCCACUACGACCAGAGACAGUCCCGUUCACACUACUAUCAACGACGGCCUCUCCAGCCUCUUCAACAUCAUCGACCACACGCCCAUCGCAUACGACCCUAUUCAGAAAUUCAACAAGUCCCCUAGCCGCUCUCGUCCCACUGAAGCAGGCCCUCAAGAGUCAACGGACCCCAAAUCUCCCAGUGUUUGUGCUGCACAGGGGCCUUUGAGGAACUCUCGGGGCCGGUCCCCAAGCCCUGUGCAGCUGAUUGUAGAGACGCAAGGCGAGAAAACUCCAGAGGUGAUUAGCAUCAGACAGGACCUGUCCGCUCCUCCAGGCUACACGCUAGCUGAGAAUGCAGCACGGAUCUUGAAUAAGAAACUACUGGAGCAGAGCUUCAGAGAAGAAAGGAGGCUUUCCGCUUCAUCCGCAGCUGCUCCGAACAAAACCGGAGACACAGAGAAACCAGGAUGUCUUGAGGACUUGCCUCGUUCGCCAGUGGCUCCACCUCUGGACUCCUGCUUCCUGCGUCCGGCUCGUCCCGCCAACCGCCGUCCUCCUUCCCGCUGGGCCGCCCACUCGCCCUCAUCCUCGCCCAACUACAAAGACCGAUCGGAGAUGUUCCGCUUCCCCUCGCCCGUCAGACCGGUUCAGACCAUCCCGGAGAUAGAGGAGCCCGGUCAGGAGGUUUUCCCUUAACCAGCCUAGACUACAUCCUUCUGUGCUUUCUGACACCUUGAGUUCAGUCAGCAACCGGUUUAUCUCAACCUCAAGUAUGAUUUUAAAAUUUCACUUCUGAAAUGCCCCGAAAAAAGGAAGUGUGGUGAUAAAUCAGGAUUGUAUUUACACUUUCACUCUCCUUAACCAUCUCCCAUUCCUGACCACACACGUACUACGCACACCGUCGGAGCGACGGAAUCAUUGAGAACCUUUCUAAAAAAACAUUUACCUGCCCUGCCACUAGAGGGCAGAGUUCUGUGAGCACCAGCUGAACUGAUCCAAUAGGAAACAGUUCCAGAAUUCCGUUUCGGAAUUAUCAAGGACCUGGAAUGUACUGACGCAAAACACCGCAAAGUGUUCCAUAAGAGGUGCCUACACACGCGUGACCUCGCGACGGUCCCGUACCCGUGUGUGUCCGUGUACAAUGUAUGCAAUACAUACCACUCGAUAUGUGUUGGUCAUGAAGCCGCAAACUUCUUUUCAGAUGUUCUGAAAAAUAUAACUGGAUAGUAAUAACAUUUGUCGGAUCAGCAUAAAAGUUUACGUGUUGAUUUAUAUUCAUUUUGGAGGGGUGAAAAUCAUUUGUUAAAUUAUGUUCUGUGUAUAUAGUUUAUAAAGCUAUUUUCUUAAUUUCUGCAUACAUCCCGUUUCGUUGGAAACCUUUGAUGCUUGAAUUAAAAAGACUCAGUUGUAUUUGUAAAGAGAAUUAGAUCAAAACUAAAGGAGAAACACACACACACACUCUAGUUCGACAGGGACGAAUGAUACAUGAUGUCAAUCAUAAUGUAUUUAAAACCCAAUAUAAAACUGAAUGUUCGACUCUGCAGGAUUCCAAUUGGAAGUUAACGUCGUAAUUUGAAACCAGUUGUAAAAGAGUUUAUGAACUGUAACAACAUGUAAAUCUGCUCUGGCUGAAACAUGCUGCAAAAACAGAAGAAAAAUAAAUAUAAAACUCAACAUGUUUCCCUCAGAUCUAAGAUUUAAAUGCAUGAAUAUUUAUUAAGACAUCCAUUGAGGCAGUCUAUGAUUGGUUGUUGGUUGCUUAGCGACUCAUUUGUAACAUUCUAACACGGCAUUGCUUCAUACUGUAGAAGUUUGGCAGCAAAUUGUGACCCACAUCCGAUAAUGGUUCAAAGUGAUGCAAACCUAUUUUCAAAAUUAGAAGUGUGCAAAGCUGCUCGAACCAGGGUCAAAAUGAACCCUAAAGGAAUAGUUCACCCGAAAAUGAAAAUUUGCUGACAAUGUACUAUG